AUGGACAUCAGUGCGUGGAGCGGCAUCGCCUCCCUUUGGCUCCGCCUGUCCCGACACCGGCCCCGGACCCGGCUCCUGGCUCCUCCCGGGCCCGUGGAGCACACACACGGCACGGCUGCUCCUGCUGCCUGUGUUGCGGUUUCCCAGGCCCGAGCUCCACCGCUCGGCAGCGCGGUCGCUGGCCCUGAGCCUCUGCUGUCCCGUUCCAAAGAGCGAACACCUGGGGCUGCCCGGCCCGGGGCGGCUGAGGGGUGCUCAGGGCUCAUGUCUGGCCCCGGGCCGAGCGCUGACAGCCGCGUCUCGCUGGCAGGGGAGGCGCAGCACGGCACGAAGGAGCGGUACCAGCUCGGUUUGCUGCUGGGGUGUGGCGGCUUUGGCAGCGCCUGGGCGGUGACUCGGCUCUCGGACAGUGCCCCAGUGGCCAUCAAAAGGGUGCCAUGAAACCAUGUCCAGCACUGGGGCAAGCUGCCCGAUGGCACCAGCGCACCACUGGAGAUCGUGCUGCUGGACAAGGUGUCCACUGGCUUCCCUGGAGUUCUCCAGCUGCUGGAGUGGCUUGAGUUCCCCAAUGACAUCCUGAUGGUGCUGGAGCACCCGGAGUGGUGUCAGGACCUCCGUCAUUUCAUUUGGUCACAGGGGUUCCUGUCAGAGGAGGUGGCACAGGAGCUGUUCCGCCAGGUGCUGGAGGCCGUGCAGCACUGCACCAGCUGUGGGGUCCUGCACAGGGACAUCAAACUGGAGAACAUCCUGCUUGACCUGGCCACCGGGCAGGCAAAAUUGAUUGACUUUGGCUGUGGCACCUACCUGCAGGACACAGCCUACACUCACUUUACAGGAACACCGUCCUACAGCCCCCCAGAAUGGACCCACUUUGGCUGGUACUAUGGCAAGUCAGCUACCCUCUGGUCCCUGGGCAUCCUGCUGCACCAGAUGGUCUGUGGGGAGCACCCUUUCAGGAGAGGCCAGAACAUCAGCUGGAACCAUCAGCUCUCGCUGCCACAACAGGUCUCUCAAGAGGGCCAAGAUCUGAUCAGAUGGUGCUUAUCCAUGCUCCACAUGGAAAGGCCCUCAUCAGAAGACCUGUUUUGUGACCCUUGGAUGCAGCAAAUUCACCUGCCAUAG
Cinclus cinclus is the source of this 1122-nucleotide messenger RNA. Its product is annotated as serine/threonine-protein kinase pim-1-like. NCBI's taxonomy places the organism in Eukaryota, Metazoa, Chordata, Aves, Passeriformes, Cinclidae. The transcript is spliced from 6 exons. Gene Ontology annotation, molecular function: protein serine/threonine kinase activity; ATP binding. Gene Ontology annotation, cellular component: cytoplasm. Gene Ontology annotation, biological process: protein autophosphorylation. The record is from RefSeq and is a predicted model, not a curated record.